This is a messenger RNA of Daldinia loculata, 3220 nucleotides long. RefSeq names its product vacuolar protein sorting-associated protein 35. Gene Ontology annotation, cellular component: retromer complex; retromer, cargo-selective complex; late endosome. The record is from RefSeq and is a predicted model, not a curated record. The transcript is spliced from 4 exons. Gene Ontology annotation, biological process: intracellular protein transport; retrograde transport, endosome to Golgi. The coding region runs from base 188 to 2851 and encodes 887 amino acids. Lineage: Eukaryota; Fungi; Ascomycota; Sordariomycetes; Xylariales; Hypoxylaceae.
CGCUAACAUCAACUGCGCCAGGCAUCCCGAUUUCUUAAGUACCCCUUGCUUGCAGCAGGCUCUUCCUGCAUCUCGACAUCGAACUCAGCGAACGGUGGUCCAAUGACUUGCGCGAGAUAUUAUUGAGCUUUUACGGUAUUCCUUUCCUUUGCAGACUCGGCCAUUAUUAUCGACAUAACGCUCCAACAUGUCCACCACACCCGUUCCGCCUGAGGACCAGGCGAGAUUGCUGGAAGAUGCCUUGGUUGCUGUGCGCCAGCAGACCGCACUUAUGCGCAAAUGUCUCGAUACUCCUGGCAAACUCAUGGAUGCUCUCAAGUGCUGCUCUACCUUGGUCGCCGAGCUGCGGACAAGUAGCCUAGGCCCCAAGCAAUACUACGAGUUAUAUAUGGCCAUCUUCGAUGCAUUGCGCUAUCUUUCGGUACAUCUUCGCGAGAAUCAUCCCCAUAAUCACCUCGCCGACCUCUACGAGCUCGUCCAAUAUGCCGGUAACAUCAUUCCGCGUUUAUAUCUCAUGAUAACCGUCGGUACCGCAUAUAUGUCUAUACCCGAAGCGCCGGUCAAGGAGUUAAUGAAGGACAUGAUGGAUAUGAGCCGUGGUGUCCAGCAUCCUAUCCGUGGUCUAUUCCUUCGUUAUUACUUAUCCGGCCAAGCUAGGGAUUAUCUGCCUGCCGGCGAUGGCGAUGGUCCUGAAGGAAACCUCCAGGACUCGAUCAACUUCAUCCUAACGAAUUUCGUCGAAAUGAACAAGCUCUGGGUACGGUUACAGCAUCAAGGUCAUUCGCGGGAGCGGGAGCAGAGGACCAAGGAGCGCAAGGAGCUGAAGCUUCUCGUGGGCAACAACAUUGAACGGCUGAGCCAAUUGGUGGAUCUCGAGGCUUACAAAAACGGUAUCCUAGCCCCGCUACUGGAACAGGUAGUACAAUGCCGGGACGUCCUGGCCCAAGAGUAUCUUCUAGAGAUAAUUACCCAGGUUUUCCCGGAUGAGUUUCACUUACAUACCUUGGACCAAUUCCUGGGCGCGGUGUCGCGGCUGAAUCCUCACGUCAACGUCAAGGCUAUCGUCAUUGGCUUGAUGAAUAGAUUAUCUGCCUACGCUGAACGGGAAUCGCAAGAAGGGGCUGUCGAAGACAGGGCGAAACUAGAAGAAGAUGCUUUGUCAAGUCUACUGGAAAAGAUCCGGUUAGGGAAAGAACAGCAGGAGGCGAAGCCAACGCCGGAUGAAGUGUCUACCGAUACAAACGGAGAGGAUACUAAUGGCGAACCUACAGAACCUGCUGGGACUGAUGCGCCGGCGGAGCCAGAACCUGCCCCAUCAGUUGCGGAUACUGAGACAACAGCCGUUGAUAAAGAGCCGGACGAUGCUCCUCAAACUCCCAAGAAGCAGCGUGGAAUCCCUCCUAAUGUCAAACUUUACGAGGUUUUCUUUGAACAAGUCAACAAUCUUGUCAAUGCGCAGCAUCUCCCUAUCCAAGAUACAAUUGCGCUACUAGUUUCCCUUGCCAAUCUUUCCUUAAACAUAUAUCCUAGCCGACUGGACUACGUAGACCAAAUUCUUGACUAUGCGAAUCGCAAGGUUAAAGAGCAUGCUAACAGCGCCGAUCUCCAUUCUGCGCCAGCGCAGCAAAGCUUACUCGCACUGCUACAGGCCCCUCUCAAGAGAUAUAUUUCCAUAUUCACAGCCUUAUCGCUUCCCACGUAUGUACCUCUCUUCCAGUCCCAAACCUACCCAACGAGAAGGGCCGUUGCAGGUGAAGUUGCUAGGACCUUGCUACAGAAUCAGACCGUGAUAUCUACAGAGGCUCAGCUUGAGAAUGUUCUUGAGAUCCUUAAAGUAUUAAUCAAGGAGGGUUCGCAACCUCCUGCUGGAUAUCCUGGCGGCCCCCAGCGACGAGCUUUGGAAACAGACGAAACGAUGGAAGAGCAGGGUUGGUUGGCGCGGAUCGUUCACCUACUCAACGGUGAAAAUAACGACACGCAGCUUCGUCUUCUUCAGAUGGUACAUAAAGCGUUUGCUGAAGGGAAUGAGAGGAUCCGCACAACAACUCCUCCCCUAAUUACAGCCGGUAUGAAGCUGGCACGCCGGUUUAAGGCUAGGGAGCACUAUGACGACAAUUGGGAAACCCAGCUAAGUGCCUUAUACAAGUUCAUGCACUCUGCGAUCUCCGGUAUCUACACAAGAGUCAACGGCCCUGGUGCUGCCGAACUCUCUCUACGUUUAUUCUCUGCCUGCGGUCAAUCCGCCGAUAUGACGGGUUUUGAAGAGGUUGCGUACGAGUUCUUCGCACAGGCUUUCACAGUGUACGAAGAGGCCAUUUCGGACUCGAAAGCUCAAUUCCAAGCCGUGUGCAUUAUUGCCAAUGCACUACACCAGACAAGGAAUUUCGGGAAAGAGAACUACGAUACCCUUAUCACAAAGUGCGCCCUUCAUGGAAGUAAGCUACUGCGCAAACCGGAUCAAUGCAGAGCGGUAUAUCUAGCGAGCCACUUAUGGUGGGCGACGCCAAUGACCGCUAUUGACGAGUCGGAUGAAGGUCUCUACCGAGAUGGAAAGCGAGUAUUAGAAUGCUUGCAGCGGGCUCUACGUGUUGCAGAUUCCUGCAUGGAACAAGCGACAUCAAUCGAACUAUUCGUUGAGAUUUUGGAUCGCUAUGUGUACUAUUUCGACCAACAGAACGAAUCGGUCACUACCAAAUACAUUAAUGGGCUCAUUGAGCUAAUUCACUCAAACUUGAACACGAACCAGCAGGAUUCGGCAAGUAUUGAGAGCAGCAGGCGGCAUUUCAAGCACACCUUGGACAAUAUCGCAUCGAGACAGUAUGAAGGAGUGAUUCUGCACCCACAGAAAUAAUGAUACCUAAGAUAUAGGAAUUCGGUCGGGAGAAGAGUCCAGGUUCGUACUCAAGCAGUUGCAUAGUGUCACCGAGAUAGCUCACUACGACAUGCUUGAGUUUGCGUAGUGAGAAAGUUGUACCAAAGGUAGUUUUUUUUUUUUUCAGGGAAAAGAAAGCGUCGCCGCCGUCCUGUUUGUUAGAGAUAACCGUGUACAUAUGUAUAUUUCUGACGGUUUGAAAGGAUUCGCCAGGCUUCUCAGAGGAGUCUAGGCGUGCAUUUAAGAGUUAGUUAAUUAGUGCCAAGAGGUCUGACCCUUUGCACGAAUCACUGAGAUUUUCCAUUUUACUUGCCUUUUUUUUAAUUUUGAUGAUCUAUAACUAUCUGA